UGAGGAGAGACGGUGCUGAAAGAAGGACUUCCCUGAUCCUCCAUCAUCUGCAGAAAGAGAAAAACACAUACGCGCGUGCACACGCAGCCUCCCACAUACACGCACAAGCACACUGUGCAGAGCGCUAGCAAGGAGCUUUAAACCAUUCCCCCGAUAUUGAGACAAAAGGACUCUAACCUGCAACAAUGGAAGAAAACAUGGAUGAAUCGCAAAGCCAGAAAGGUUGUAAGGAGUGUUGUGAACGAUGUGUGGGUAGCCUCCCCUGGGCAUCCCUCAUCGCCACCAUUCUCCUCUACAUGGGCGUGGCCUUGUUCUGUGGAUGUGGCCAUGAGGCUUUGAGUGGAACCGUCACCAUCCUCCAGAACUACUUUGAGGUCAUUAGAGCCCCUGGGGAUUCAUUGGAUGUGUUCACCAUCAUUGACAUCCUGAAGUACAUCAUCUAUGGCCUUGCAGCUGGGUUCUUUGUCUUUGGAGUGCUGUUGCUGGUGGAGGCGUUUUUCACCACUGGAGCAAUUAGAGACCUGUAUGGAGAAUUCAAGAUCACUGCUUGUGGACGCUGCCUGACUGCAUUUCUGAUGUUCCUGGCCUACCUUUUUUUCCUUGUGUGGCUGGGCGUGACAGCAUUCACUAGCCUGCCUGUCUUCAUGUACUUCAAUGUUUGGUCCAUGUGCAAGAACACCAGCCUGGUGGAGGGAGCCAACCUUUGUCUGGACCUCCGCCAGUUUGGGGCUGUGACCAUAUCUGAGGAAAGGAAGGUUUGUACAGGAUCUGAGAAGUUCUUCAAGAUGUGUGAAUCAAAUGAGCUCGACCUGACCUUCCAUCUGUUCGUGUGUGCAUUGGCCGGAGCGGGAGCAGCUGUGAUAGCAAUGGUCCAUUUUCUGAUGGCAUUAGCCGCUAAUUGGGGUUACCUAAAGGAUGCCAGUCGGAUGCAGAAAUAUGAAGAUAUCAAGUCAAAGGAGGAGCAGGAGCUGCAUGACAUCCACUCCACACGCUCCAAAGAACGCCUCAAUGCCUACACAUAAACACGUGAUGGGAAACAAUGCAUGCACUUACCCAACAGACAACAUUUUAUCCAAACACGCAAACUUGCAGCACACAGUCAUGGAUACAAGUAUAACGUAAUAUUAUACAAUACACUUCAAUUUAAAAUAUAUACACGCCUGUGGUAGGCUUUAAAAAUGAAGAAGACAAAAAAAAAAAAAAACAUUGAUAUCCUCCGUGUGUACCCUGCUGAUCUCGUGCCUUGGUGAUAUAUGAUUACAUGGUAAAACACAAAAUAGAACCCAUAGAGACAUGAAGUUAAUAUGAAUAGUAUGAUUUUAAUAAAACCAUAAAUUCCAAUGGGACAUCGUAGGUGAUCUGAUCACAAAGUAUUAAGUCUUAAGUUGAACAAAUGAAUAACCAGAUAAUUCACAUAUUGAAUCAAGCAAGCCGACAUAUAUACUAUAGCAAUCAAAAUAACACAUUAUGAACUCACCCCCAGAAAUCCAAAGGUCCAUUAGAAUCAAGACCUUUCCUUUGCAUACCAAAGCAGUAGACUGGCAGUUAAUAGUAAACUAGAUUGAAUGUACAGUGCUAAACAAAUUCAUUCGACCACCUGUUGUAGAAGUCAAAACACGGGCUUGUCUUAGAGGGGAAAAAUGAAGAGAAUACAUUUUACCACCAUAAAAAAUCAUCUAAGGAAAUAACAUCUUAAACCACAAAAAUGUUAAACUUUAAAUUUGAGACCUAAUGUAUAACAAUAUUAAUUACUGUUUACUGUUGUAUUUUUUUUUUUUUUUUUUUGCCACAUUAACACCACAAAGAUUUUUUUUAAAAGUGUUGCAUAAUAUUACAUAAACCUUACAAACAUGCAGUGGUCUGACAAAAAAUGUGAAGCACUGUACAUAAACUGAACAAAAACAGAAACCAUCAUUGCAAAUGUCUGCUAUUCACAUGCCGCACUGAAGCAAUAAUCAGCAGAAGACGCACGGAAGACUUCAUUGUCUCUAAAGUAAUCUUUCCAUGGAUGUUGGGUACCGUAUUUUGGCGACCAUAAAAGGUGCAGGCCCAUUUUCAGGUUAUUAUUGCAUUAUUGCAACCAUAUUAUUGGGCGCAUGAAAAAAAACUACCGUGCGUGAGUGCUAGCAUGCACGCUAGCAUGCAUGCUACAAUGUGUUGCUUUUUUUGUUUUAAGGCAGCAAGAGCAAAACUGACUUCAAUUGUGCUUUAUUAAAGAAUUUCAUAAUGUAGUCACGUCUUAAUCAAUCCACAAAUCCAUCAAAGUCCUUAUCUCCUCUACCCAAAUCGAACAGCUGGGCUAGAUCUACAUCAAACAUGGCAGCUCAACCUUUCUUUAGGCAGGUCUCCCUCCGGGCUUCGUUAGCGUGUCUGUUCGCAGUAGAUGCCAUUUUCAAGGGUCCUUAGCCAAACCAAUGUUGUUUAGCCUAACACACACACUCGAACGUUACAGCUACUGGGGGCACACCCCCAUCACACGUAACCUUAUCCCUUUAAGGUUCUCAUGCGGCUUUCACUUACUGACUUGCCUUUUAAUAAAUUCAGUCUGGCACGUUUUGUUACUCAGUCCACAUUAUUAGAUGCACCGUCCAUUUUGGAGAAUUUUUUUAACUUUUAGGUGCGCCUUAUGGUCGUGAAAAUACGGUAAUAUGAAGACACCGCCAUUAAUUAACCGCAAUCCCUACAGUGCACAGAUCUCUUUCUCACACAAAUACACGCACACGUGCACACAGACACACAUACAAUACAUAAAUGUGGCUGAAUGGUCAGUGUUGUGCAGGCAGUGUUGUAUGGUGGUGUCAUGCUGUGAUAUGUCAUUUACCCACAUUACAAUGAGUGGUAUUGCAAAGAAAUAUGGUUUCCGGAAAAGUUGGUACUAAAAUGAGUACAAAUGGAUAGCUUGACUCACUUCCAAACCCUGACCAAAUCUUUUCCCAACUCUUAUCCGAAGCCCAGUUUCAUCAGUUGUUUCUUAUUUUACUUACUUUCUUUAAAAUAAUUAUUGUAUAUGCACAUAGCACGGUUUGACUAUUUUUGUUUGUUUGCUCUAUAAAUAUAAUUUAUUGUUUAACUCAUGAUAUGAAUCUAAAUAUUCUUUAUAUGUAUUUUCUACAUAAGGUGACAGCAUAUGCCAGUCAAUUGAUCAUAGAUUUGUGCAAUUUUUACUCUUUCAUACAUGAUGUCGGACUUGCUGGAUUCACAAUUAGCACUUAAGUUGGCCGGUGAUUUGAAACAACAGUGAAAUUUGGCUUCUUUCCCUUUCCCUCUCUGCCAAUGUUUGUGUAAACUCGUGAUUUGUCCAGAAAAGGCACAUCUUAGCAGCACAAAGUCUUUUAUAAUGUCAUUUCAAUGUAAUAUUGUCUUCAAGUCUGUUCAGACUACAUCUUUCUCACUUUUUGGAAUUUUUGCCACAUUUUUACCAGCAUUAUUCAUGUGUAAUUUUAACAUUAGGGUACAUUUUAAGGGCAAGCGUGUAGUGGGGUCCGGGUGAGGGUCUUUAUCACGUUCACAGUUUCAUGUGAUUCUGCACCUACAACUACACAAACACACACAUGUAAACACCAGUCAUUGUGAGACUUUGAUUCUAUGGUUUUGCUAACAUGUUUAAUAGUUUUAUCUUUGUAUAUCAGACUCGAAUUAUACCAAAAUUUCUCUUUUGUCAUGAAAUGAAUUCAGAUCCUCACUAGAACUGGCAACUCGUCAUUGGUAUCAUGAAGAGAAUUGUUUACGAUAUCUUGGCUUCAUUGUGGCUUACUGUAGGUCAGGAUGAGCAUGUUGUUUUCCGGUCCAAACUAGAUCUUUUCAGAUGUAAAUGACUUUUCAGAAGCAGAGAUCUUUCGAGAGCCUUUACUUGAUGUGAUGGAAAGAGAUCACACGGGAGGAAAACUGUUGUUAGCUUUAAAAAGUAAUAAUUUUGUAUGAUUGAAUUGCUUAUUCUUUUGAGCACACCGCAUUACCUUGAAAAAGAUCUACAUUGCGACGUUAUUGUAAUUCUAUAACGGGGCAUGUUUUGAAACUGAUUCGUAAAAUGAUUGUAUGGUACUAAUAAGCUCUGAGGGAAUGUGAGUCUCUAUCUGCCAGUAGAGAUCGUUAAAGGAUUAAUAGCUAUAUUGUUGAGAUGAGGAUGGUCGAUUGAUCAAUAGAUUGAAGACGAGACAACCAGCAGAGAAAUACACACAUAUGCACACAAACACACAUUUUACUAUUGCCAUCUCUCUGAGCCAUAACGCUGCUCUUUUACUGUUCGCAGAAACAUUGAAGUAUUUUAAGAUCUUUUAAUCCUAUUUUUCUCAGAUCAUUAUAAUACGAAAAGGUUAUCUAAAAAGUUGAAUUCAUGCCUAGUUUUCUUAACAGUAAUAUGCACUGCAACUACAUAUAUUCUGUAUAAAGAUAUACAUAUGUGCAGCCAAGAAAAGGAAUUUCUGAAAUGUAACAAAUCUGAAGGAUGACGUAUAGUGUCAUUGAUCAACUCCUCACCAUUAGAACUGCAUUUACACACACAUACACGCACACACACAAAUCACAUACAAGUAUUUUGUGAAAAGUUAAAGUGGUUAACAAGACAAAAUGUCAUGAAUUGUCAAGAAAAACAUAAAAUGUCAUGAAUUCGGCAAAGCAUGUUGGACACCUUAUUUGUCUAUGAAUUGAAACAUAGGCGGAGAUCGAGAGGGAGCAGGGGUGCAGUCCCCCUCGGUGGCCGAAAAAUGUCAUUGCAUGUAAGUGACUUUUCUAGAAAUUAUUUAAAGGGGAAGUUCGAAAUUUUAGACAUUAGGUUUAAUCUUUGAGUUAGCGGGGAUUUAGUCGGUGGAGUUAAUUUCAACAAACUCCGUGCAGUUUGUUAUUCAGUGGUUUCAGUGCUCCAGAAAGGCUAAGCUAGCGCUAGUCAAUGGUGCCUGCUUAGCACACCAAUAAAAAAACAACAUAUGCAAGCAUGAGAAUACCGAUGACCCAUGUAAUCAAUACUGUUUGCUAUGUUUUCAGGAUAGUGUUAUUAAAACUUAACGUUGCACGUCAUUAAAGCCCCUUUCAUUCACUGAACUUAAAUCUUGUGAUUUAAACAGAUAGCCCUUAUGUCUGAAAGCAAUUUUCCAGGUCAAUGACACACACAUUAACCGGGUCGCAUCCUAGAAUAAUGUCCGGGAUUUACCCGGAACACGGCAUGUGUGAAAACAGCCGUUUAAAUCCCGGGUCACAGCGCAAAGGCUGAUGACGUAAAUAUCAUGGCGGGCUGAUCGUCAUUUCCUCUUUUUUCACAGUAAGAGGAAAAGCGGUAAACAAACAUCGCAAUUAUAAACAUGGCAAACUGGCAAGAUAGCUAAAUUAAACUGGAAACAUCUCAAAAUUAAAUUGCUACUGGAUCUUAGAGCCAAGGAGGAGACAGUUCAUCGUCCAUCUUUGGAAAUGUGUGGUUUAUUUUGUUGCCGAUGCCGACCAAAAAUGACGUAAUGUUAUAAAUUCCAGCCCCUGCCCUCUGCCGUACAGAGAGCCUCUAGUAGCCAACACGGGACAAGUCUGAAAUUGUCCAACACGGGUAAUUCCCGGUACAUAUCCCCAUGUCCGAAAGCCAUGACACGGGUAAAUCCUGCGUCAUCUUAUACGGGAAUUCAGCAGUAUUUAAGUCUGAAAGGGGCUUAAUUGUAGUAUGAACAGCAAGAUUUGUAAUCCAGCAGCUCUGCAGGGAGCAGGGCGGAGUGAUAGCACAUCGUUUUUUUUUCACCGCUGAUUUUUUUAUGUCGUAGCCAGCAGCAAGUAAAAAGAGUUCAUAUUGUUUCUUGUUCUGCAUCGGGAAUCUGUGGAAACAUUCCUUUGCCCAUUUCUUCUGUCUGUUUCCACAGCCUCUAAAUGCACAUUCCACCAUGCUGCAUUCGAGGAAGUUGGGAAGUCGAAGUUUCCAACCUCCAGCCUGGAAAUAUAUCAUUAGAUCGCCAAAAAAAAAAGUAACCAGACAUCACGAGUUAAUUCAGUCUGACGUCGCUCGACAAAAUGGCAGUGCCCGUGGAAAAGCAGACCUUCAAUAGUAGAACUAAACAAGGCAGUUUACAGUGUGUGCUAUUUACCUCAGCCAUCGUUUUUCCUCCACUAUUUGAUCGCUUACAAGAAGGCAGGUUUGCUAGAGGCCAAAAUGUCUUUUGAUUGCCAAGACAAAAAAAACAACUUGUCGCGAUCAGCCAUCUUUGAUGUUUACAUUUGCUUUAAACGCUACAAGUAUGGCUAUGUUAGAUCUGUUAAUAUCGUUUUAUAUUAGCAUGCUAAUGUUGUACCAUUGACUCGCGCUAGCUUAGCCACUCUGGAGCCCUGAAACUAAGAAAUAUCUGAGAAACUGCACGGAAUUUGUUGAAACCAACUCCACCGACCAGUUACACCUCUGCUAACUCCAAGAUUAAGCCUAAUAUUUAAAAAUGCUGAACUUCCCCUUUAACAAUAUUACAUUUUAAAUCAAGUCAAGUUAGGAAUUCUAGCAGUGUGUAAAUGCAGCCUAGAUGAGGCACUAAAGGUAACAAUCACCAGAUUGAGACUGUUCUGGUGUAUUUUGGCUGAAUACAAGUCAGUAUUUUUAAGGGUCUCGGUUUACAGUAAGAGUAUUCAUUUCAUAUCAUUUCACUGCCUGACAAUGGAUGUCUUGUCAGUGUUUUUAACCUCAGAUACAAACAAAUGUUUUUGUGCACUUAUUGACCAUUGUGAGCUCUCUAUCUCUUAUUCUUGCUGUGUGUGCAUUGACGUCCCCUUUGCGGGACCUGUGUAUAGUCUUGCGGCAUUGGUAUAACCUGAAGAAGUUACAACGAUGAACAUGAAUUAAUUCAUUCAAAUGAAGAAAAUCUUAUUCUAGGUUAUUUAAAAAAGAAAAAAGAAAAAAAGACAGUGAGUCUAGUUGUUGUUUGUGGCAUGGUUAUGCAUUUAAUGGUCAUAAUUUUAAUGAUUAAACCGUACAAAAAAAUAUUUUCCACUAGCGCUGUUCUGCUAUUUAUGUUAAGUUUUUCACUUUUUAGCUUGCAGUAUUGAAGUCCUAGUUGCUAAUGGUGUUGCUAAGCCAGCUAGCUUGUUUAGUUGUUCACCACCAGAGCAAUAUAUUGUAACUGUUUAACAAAAAUAACAAAGAUGAAUCUUAACCUUACAUUUUUGGCAUAUAAGUGCAUGAUAAAACUGCAAGUCGUAACUGAUAUGAUUAAUAGUGUUAUUUCUUGUCUCUCAAGAGAUUUGCAGCUAUGAUGUAAUGUAUUGCUCUGGCGGCCCAUAAUGCACCAUCCCCCUUCAGCUCACAUCUUUUGCCUCUUUCUCUCACAUGCAGUGCUUGAUGAACAAUUUGCUUUUAGCAAACUAGAGCCCUUGUUAAGGAGGUGUCAGUUCUUGAAACUGUCAUUAAAUUAUUACGUUACCUAGCAACAAGCACAAUCAGCAAAGUUCAUGUAGUAGGCAACGCAACAUGCCUACAAAGAGAGCAAAAAAAAAAAAAAACCCCACAAAAUAUGAUCAAUUAAAAUCUAGUUCAGCUACAUUUAAACAAGAACAAAAUUGUUUUUGCCCGACUGGUGCUAUCAUGGUUCUAAAUAUAAUGUAAAGAACUAGAAAUCUAUAGUGGUUUAAGAUUGCCACAGUCAGUGUUAGAAAGUGGAAGAGGAUGUGAGCUGCUAGCUCACCAUGUUUGAAUCUCCUUGUGAAAAUGUUUGUAUUAAAACAUGCUAACCCUGCGUCCUUCUAGUCUACCUUCUGUCCAGUGAUGAAUUGGACUCAGAACUACCAUUCCACCACCUUGGCUUUAGUUGUGUGAGAUUUUAGCAUGAAGCAAACCUUCAAAAAACUAAAAUGUGAAUUUUUAUCAUUCUGUGAAGAUGUUUUUAUUUUAUUUUUGUCUACCUGGAAUUCUACAGUGUGAGUUCUGAAGCUCUAAUAGUCAACUCUGAAUUACAGGAUGAACAAUCAGCUACUCUGCUCCUCGAUUUGUACAGCUCUUGACCAUCAUGAGCUCCGCAAACUACUACACUACAAAGCUAAACACUCAUGAUUCUGCAACCUCAAAAUGAUUAUGAGCUAUAAUACAAACUACAAGGUUGGACAUUUUGGGCGUAGGGAGAUUUUGUUCUUCGUUUCCAUAGUAGACUUUUUGUAUUCCACUCUAGUUGCUUAGUAGCAGGCUUUCUUUUAUUCACUCCCCCAUUUUUGUACAUAUCUGUGCCAACAGCUUGGGCAGACAGUGGCUUUUUUUAUUUGUAAAGACAUAAACUUGCUUGCAUAUAUAAAUAAAAUGAAAUAUUACACUUGUGUACUUGUUGAUAAGGAAA
Corythoichthys intestinalis (scribbled pipefish) is the source of this 8276-nucleotide messenger RNA. RefSeq names its product glycoprotein M6Ab (gene gpm6ab). Gene Ontology annotation, biological process: neuron projection development. Gene Ontology annotation, cellular component: neuronal cell body; filopodium; axonal growth cone. The record is from RefSeq and is a predicted model, not a curated record. The transcript is spliced from 7 exons. The coding region runs from base 186 to 1022 and encodes 278 amino acids. Lineage: Eukaryota; Metazoa; Chordata; Actinopteri; Syngnathiformes; Syngnathidae.